AUGCUCCUUGGAAUCUGGUUUGAAUGUCCACAACGCUUGUACAGUGAGGAACACAACAAGUGGGACGACGCAAAAAGGAGAGAGAGGAAGAUUAGACUACACAUCAGGAGCAAUGCGUUUAGUAUCAUGUUUUGGGCCCCUCUAGCAAACUGGGGUUUCGUCCUCGCGGGCUGCAACGAUUUGAAGAAAUUGCCCAUGUUCGUUUCGGAGAAAAUGACUGCCGUUCUGGCCGUCUAUAGUAUACUAUUUAUGAGAUACGCCCUUGCAAUAAAGCCAAAAAAUUAUUUACUUUUUUCGUGCCAUGCUACAAACACGGUGGUGCAAAGCAUUUUGCUUUUUCGAAAAUUGAAAUACGAGGCGGAUAGUAAGAAGGCUUUGCAACACGUCUGA
This is a messenger RNA of Plasmodium fragile, 390 nucleotides long. RefSeq lists its product as uncharacterized. The record is from RefSeq and is a predicted model, not a curated record. Gene Ontology annotation, biological process: pyruvate import into mitochondria. The transcript has 3 exons. Gene Ontology annotation, cellular component: mitochondrial inner membrane. NCBI's taxonomy places the organism in Eukaryota, Apicomplexa, Aconoidasida, Haemosporida, Plasmodiidae. Bases 1 to 390 code for a protein of 129 amino acids.